AUGCAGGGCUACGAGAUAACAGUGAAUGUUGAAACAGAUGACGUGCUACCCAUUGGACUAAGUGAAUAUGACACCCAUAAUAUUAUGGAUGUUGAUGGUGAAUUGCAUACAACUCUUGUAGGCCCGAAUGAGAUGACUUUUAUGGGAGAGUCGUCAUACGAGGGAAAAGAAUUUGCUACAUUGGAGGAGGCAUACAACUAUUACAAUUCUUAUGCAAAAAAAUGGGUUUUGGAAUCCAGUAUUGAUGAAGAAUAUAUUACUGCACAACAAUGUAUUGAUCACAUCAGAACUAUUAGGAAGAACAACAUUGGCAAUGAAUGCAUAUCCAUCAUAAAGAAUUUUCAAGAUAGGAAGGAAAUCGAUCCAGAAUUUUACUUUUCCAUAGAGCUGGAUCAGUCGGGGACUAUGAGGAGCGUGUUUUGGGCUGAUGGGAGAUCAAGAUCUUCUUACUUAAGUUUUGGAGAUGUAUUGGUGUUCGACGUCACAUAUAAAACCAAUCAUUUAAGCCUACCAUUUGCUCCAUUCACAGGUGUAAAUCAUCAUCGGCAGUCCAUUCUCUUUGGUUGUGCGUUACUUGCAGAUGAGCAAGAGGAUACCUUUAUGUGGUUAUUCACUCAAUGGCUAAAAUGCAUGCAUGGGGUUGCACCAAAAGCAAUUAUCACCGAUCAAGAUGCACAAAUAGGAGGAGCUAUCAAACAAGUUUUUCCUAAUACCCGACACCAUUUUUGUUCUUGGCAUAUUGGCAGACAUAUUGCUGAGCAACAACUUCCAAUGAAAGCACAAUAUGGAGAUGAGAUUUCUACAUAUUUUGAUAAGUGGUACCGAGCUAGCACUAUUCACAAUUGUGAGGAACGUUGGAAGAUUAUGAAGGAGAAAUUUAAUAUAGAUGAGAGUGUAGAUAGUUGGCUGAUGAGGAUGUACAGAUUGCGUGCACACUGGGUAGAUGCAUAUUUGAAAGACAUAUUUUGGGCAGGAAUGACAACUAGUCAGAGGAGUGAAAGUAUCAAUGUAUUUUUUGAUGGUUAUGUAAAUACAAAGACUAGGCUUGUGGACUUUGUAUGCCAAUAUGACAAAGCCUUAGAAAAUCGCCGUGCAUCUGAAUCUCGAGAAGACUUUAUGACAUUGAAUAUUGUGCCUGCAAUGUGCCUUCGACAUCCAAUUGAAGUGCAAGUUAGCAAAUUAUAUACUAGGGGGAUCUUCAAAAUAUUCCAAGAUGAGCUUACUAAUGGUUUAUCACUUUUUCAUGAAGAAAUGAUAAAGGAAGAGCCAAAAACAAUUUAUCUAGUUGGUGAUUUUUCUGAAGAAAAAGAUAAAUGGGAAGAAGUUACAUAUGAUAAAUCUAGCGGGUUUAUGGUCAAAUGCUCUUGUGCACUUUUUGAAACCAAUGGGAUCCUUUGUAGACAUAUAUUGCAUAUAAUAUGGCUUCUUCAGUUGACAGCUAUUCCUGAUAAUUAUAUAUUGCAAAGGUGGAAAAUUGAUGCAAGGCACAAAAACAUUAGAUUUUUUAAUGAUAUGGAUGUAAGAAGCUAUGAAGGUAGCGUGAAGCAGUGCGAUAUUAUUAGAUUGUGGGCAAUUCGAGCCAGAUUCAAUGCUACCCUUGAGAUGGCUUCAUGUUCAGCAAAUGUCAUUUCUAUGGUGGAGAGAAUGCUACAAGAUAUCACUGUAUCAGUUGAGAAGGAAGUAAAGCUUAAUGAAAUUCAUAUUGCAAACUCUCAAAUUGGAAGCCAAAUUAGUUCAAAUGCAAAUGUAGUAUUGAGAGAUGGUGAAGAAAUUUUAAUUCGUGAUCCUAGUGGCCCAGUCAAAACAAAGGGUCGUCCAAGAGGUGCUAGCAGGUACAAGUCAGGAAUUGAAGAGUCACAAUCCAAAAAGGAUAUAAAACAUCGAAAAUGUGGGAAUUGUCAACAAUUGGGUCACUAUAAGACUGGUUGCCCGAUGUUGAUAUGA
Molecule: messenger RNA, 1944 nt
Organism: Asparagus officinalis (garden asparagus)
Lineage: Eukaryota; Viridiplantae; Streptophyta; Magnoliopsida; Asparagales; Asparagaceae
Product: protein FAR1-RELATED SEQUENCE 5-like
Exons: 4
Coding region: 1-1944 (647 amino acids)
Biological process (GO): regulation of DNA-templated transcription
Molecular function (GO): zinc ion binding; nucleic acid binding
Source: RefSeq, a predicted model, not a curated record